Enhydra lutris kenyoni (northern sea otter) is the source of this 8337-nucleotide messenger RNA. RefSeq names its product deleted in malignant brain tumors 1 (gene DMBT1). Gene Ontology annotation, cellular component: membrane. The record is from RefSeq and is a predicted model, not a curated record. Lineage: Eukaryota; Metazoa; Chordata; Mammalia; Carnivora; Mustelidae.
AUGAGGGCUUUCUAUUGUGUCAAUGCAGGUUUGCCUCUGAGGAUGGUGAAUUGAAGUGACCGGUGUCAGGGUCGUGUGGAGGUCCUGCACCAAGGCUACUGGGGCACCGUGUGUGGUGACGACUGGGACAUGCAGAACGCAGAUGUUGUUUGUCGGCAGCUCGGCUGUGGCCUUGCAGUGUCGGCACCAGGCGGGGCCCACUUUGGUCAGGACUCGGGGAACAUUCUCUUGGGCUUUGUAUACUGCUCAGGAUGGGAGCCCUACCUGUCAAGCUGCUCCCACAGCAGGUGGUACAAAUACCAAUGUGGCCACAGGGAAGAAUCCAGAGUCAUGUGCUCAGGAACUGAGUCAGAUUUGAAACUGAGCCUGGUGAAUGGAGGUGACUGUUGUCAAGGCCAUGUGGAGGUCUUGUACUCAUGGGGCACCAUGUGUGAUGACAGCUGGGACUCCAACGAUGCCAAUGUGGUCUGUAGGCAGUUGGGCUGUGGCUGGGCCAUGUCAGCCCCAGGAAGUGCCCAGUUUGGUCAAGGCUCAGGAUCAAAUCUGCUGGACAACGUGCGCUGCUCUGGGCAUGAGUCCUGCCUGUGGAGCUGCCCUCACAAUGGCUAGAAUUCCCACAACUAGAGCCAUGGAGAAGAUGCUGGUGUCUCCACAAUCCAGCCAGACACCACGUGGUUGACCACCACCGCAGCUUCAACCACAGAUUUCGGGACUGAUUCAGGAUUGGCCCUGAGGCUGGUGAACGGAGGUGACCGUUGUCAGGGUCGUGUGGAAGUCCUGUAUCGAGGCUCCUGGGGCACCGUGUGUGAUGACGACUGGGACACCAAUGAUGCCAAUGUGGUCUGUAGGCAGCUUGAGUGUGGCUGGGCCAUGUCAGCCCCCGGAAGUGCCCGGUUUGGUCAAGGCUCAGGGCCAAUUGUCCUAGACAAUGUGCGCUGCUCUGGGCAUGAGGCCUACCUGUGGAGCUGCCCUCACAACGGCUGGAACUCACACAACUGUGGCCAUGGAGAAGAUGCUGGUGUCGUCUGCUCAGCUGCUCGGCCUCAGUCCACAAUCCAGCCAGCUUUCUUGCCCUAUACAGACACCACCUGGUUCACGACCACCACAGCUUCAACCACAGAAUUCGGGACUGAUUCAGGUUUGGCCCUGAGGCUGGUGAACGGAGGUGACCGUUGUCAGGGCCGCGUGGAGGUCCUGUACCGAGGCUCUUGGGGCACCGUGUGUGACGACAGCUGGGACACCAAUGACGCCAACGUGGUGUGCAGGCAGCUGGGCUGCGGUGCCACGUCGGCCCCCGGAAGUGCCCGGUUUGGUCAAGGCUCAGGGCCCAUUGUGCUGGAUGACGUGCGCUGCUCCGGGCAUGAGGCCUACCUGUGGCGCUGCCCUCACAACGGCUGGAACUCGCACAACUGUGGCCACAGAGAAGAUGCUGGUGUCGUCUGCUCAGGUCCCUCCUCUUCUGACUGGCUCGCUGUGCAGCUCGUGGAAGGCUCUGGCAGGUGUUCGGGUCGUGUCGAGGUGUACUUUGAAGGCAUAUGGCACACCGUGUGUGACGACUUUUGGGACAAGAAGGAAGCACAGGUGGUGUGUCGGCAGCUGGGCUGUGGGACAGCCGUCUCCGCCCCGGGAGAGGCCCACUAUGGCCAGGGCUCAGGCGCCAUCCUUCUGGACGAUGUGCAGUGCUCGGGGACUGAGGCCAAUCUGGGGCAGUGCUCCCACGCCGGCUGGUUCACCCACAACUGUGAGCAUGGGGAAGACGCCGGUGUCACCUGCUUGGACUGGCCACAAUUGCAACUGGUGAAUGGCUCAGGCAGAUGUUCUGGACGUGUGGAGGUUUUCUACCAUGGCCACUGGGGCAGGGUUUGCGAUGACCGCUGGGACAUGAAUGAAGCUGAUGUGGUGUGUCGGCAGCUGAACUGUGGCCAUGCCCUCGCAGCCCCUGUGAAGGCUCAGUUUGGCGAAGGAGAGGGCAAGUUUCUGCUGGAUGAUGUGGACUGUACAGGAAGAGAGAGUUUCCUGGGACAGUGUCCCCAUUCCGACUGGUCCGUCCAUAACUGUGGUCCUGGAGAAGAUGCCAGUGUCGUCUGCUCAGGAGACUGGCCCACACUGAGGCUGGUAAAUGGCCCCGGGAGAUGCUCUGGACGGGUGGAAGUUUUCUACCAGGGCACCUGGGGGUCCAUGUGCAGUGAUGGCUGGGAUCUGAAGGAGGCGCAUGUCGUGUGCAGGCAGCUUGGGUGUGGCCAGGCGGUGUCUGCCCCCUUGGGCGCCCAUUUUGGUCCACGCUCUGGAAAGAUUCUCCUGGACAAUGUGCACUGCAAUGGUGAGGAGAGCCACCUGGCCUUGUGCGUCCACAAUGCCUGGUUCACUCACAAGUGCAGUCAGGAGGAGGAUGUUGGAGCCAUCUGCUCAGUUGAAAGCGUCUCAGAGACCUCACUGAUCAUAGCCCCUGAAGACUUCACACCUCCACCCGCAGGGGCCUGGAUGGCUGUGAGGCUGGUGAACAGCACAGGCAGGUGCUCAGGCCGGGUGGAGGUUCUCAUCCAGGGCACGUGGGGAACCGUGUGUGAUGACCUCUGGGACCUGGCCGAGGCCACAGUGGUAUGCCGCCAGCUGCAGUGUGGCCGGGCCAUGGCGGCCCCCACAGGGGCCCAUUUUGGGGCAGGCUCCGGGAAGAUCCUGCUGGACAACGUGCAGUGUGCAGGCGCUGAGAGCCACCUGGGGCAGUGCAUGCACAGGGGUGAGGCCGGGCUCAACUGCGGGCACCUGGAGGACGCUGGUGUUGUCUGCACAGGAGACUGGAUGGCCGUGAGACUGGUGAACGGCACAGGGAGGUGCUCAGGCCGAGUGGAGGUUCUCAUCCAGGGCACAUGGGGAACCGUAUGUGGUGACCUCUGGGACCUGGCUGAGGCCACAGUGGUGUGUCACCAGCUGCAGUGUGGCCAGGCUGUGGCAGCCCCCACAGGGGCCCACUUUGGGGCAGGCUCUGGGAAGAUCCUGCUGGACGACGUGCAGUGUGCCGGCGCUGAGAGCCACCUGGGGCAGUGCAUGCACAAGGGUGAGGCCAGGCUCAACUGCGGGCACCUGGAGGACGCCAGCGUUAUCUGCGCAGCCUAUGAGAACCUGCUUCCCACCUCAUCGGUGAUAUCAGCAGCUCAACACCCACCUUCUUCUGCACCUCCAGGAGGCAGGGCUCCCGUGCGGCUGAUAGGUGGCCAUGGGAGGUGCGCAGGCCGUGUGGAACUCUUCUACCAGGGAGUCUGGGGGACUGUGUGUGAUGACCUCUGGGACCUGCCAGAAGCAAACAUCAUCUGCAGGCAGCUGGGGUGUGGCUGGGCCGUGUCAGCCCCGGGUGAGGCCCACUUUGGGGAAGGUUCUGGGAAGAUCCUCCUUGACAACGUGCACUGCAGGGGAGAUGAGCCGCGCCUGGAGGAGUGCUCCCACAUCGGCUGGUUUUCCCACAACUGUGGGCACGGAGAAGAUGCCGGCGUGAUCUGUUCAGAUCGCCCACUGGCUGUCAUAGCAGGACCAAUGGCCACAGAUUGCACCAAUGAAUAUUUUGAAAUCCUGGACGGCCCUCCAUCCUCAACAAAGUCCCUGGGGAAAACCUGCUCUGGGUCCUACCUCACCUACGCAUCCUCCUCCAGCUCAAUGACCCUCGUGUACUUCCGAAGCUUCAACAACAUAGGGAAAAACUUCGUUGCUUAUUAUUACUCUGCACCCAAAGGGGACUGGCCAGAGCUAAGGCUGGUGGGCGGCUCGGGACACUGCUCAGGACGCGUAGAGGUCCUCCACCGGGGGGCCUGGGGCACCGUGUGUGAUGACCUCUGGGACCUGAACGAAGCCGAGGUCGAGUGCCAACAGCUGGGGUGUGGACAGGCCGUGUCCGCCCUGGGGAAGGCCCACUUCGGCCCGGGCUCUGGAAACAUCUUCCUGGACAACCUGCAGUGUUCCGGGGUAGAGCGCUACCUGGGCCAGUGUGCCCACUCGGGCUGGUCGGAGCACAACUGUGGCCACCACGAAGAUGCCGGCGUCAUCUGCUCAGGGAGCCCCUCCCCUCUCAGGGACUGGCCAGAGCUAAGGCUGGUGGGCGGCUCGGGACGUUGCUCAGGACGCGUGGAGGUCCUCCACCGGGGGGCCUGGGGCACCGUGUGUGAUGACCUCUGGGACCUGAACGAAGCCGAGGUCGUGUGCCGACAGCUGGGGUGCGGACAGGCCGUGUCCGCCCUGGAGAAGGCCCACUUCGGCCCGGGCUCUGGAAACAUCUUCCUGGACAACCUGCAGUGUUCCGGGGUAGAGCGCUACCUGGGCCAGUGUGUCCACUCGGGCUGGUCGGAGCACAACUGUGGCCACCACGAGGACGCCAGCGUCAUCUGCUCAGAUGCAGAAGAACUGCCUCCCCCCACACCUCCAGGUCUUUCCACAGCUUCUCAGGAUCAUAUAACAGGAGGAAGUGACUCCUGUGGAGGGGUCUUGUCGAGUCUGUCCGGCUCCUUCUCCAGUCCACUGUACCCGGAAAGCUACCCGACAGACAUCCAGUGCGUCUGGGAGAUUCACGUGGACAAAAAAUUCCGCAUAGAACUCAUGAUUCCGACUUUGAACCUGGAGGAUAUCCUUGGAUGCCCCUACGACUCCAUUGAAAUCUUUGAUGGCCCCAGGAUUGCCUCACUGUCCAUGGGGAAGUUCUGUGCCUCGGUGGCUGUGAUAUUUUUCUCCUCCUCAGACAUCAUGACCGUGGUGUUCCGAAGUGAUUCUAUGAUCACCAACACUGGCUUUUAUGCUCUGUUCAAUGUAAUUCCACAGGGCGAAGGAAAAUCAGAAGAUGGACCCGAGCUGCGGCUGGUGGGCGGAUCUGGGCAGUGCUCCGGACGCGUGGAGGUCCUCCACCAGGGGAACUGGGGCACCAUAUGUGAUGACCUCUGGGACCUGAACGAAGCCCAGGUGGUGUGCCGACAGCUGGGGUGCGGACGGGCCAUUGCAGCCCCUGGGAAAGCUCACUUUGGCCCAGGCUCCGGAAACAUCCUCCUGGAUAACAUCCAGUGUUCGGGAAGCGAGAACCACCUUGGCCAGUGCGCCAGCUCUGGCUGGUCAGACCACAACUGUGGCCACCAUGAGGACGCAGGUGUCAUCUGCUCAGAAGGAAGUAACUCUUGUGGAGGACUAAUUUCAGGCCUCUUGGGCUCCUUCUCCAGUCCUUGGUAUCCAACGAACUACCCCACUGACAUGGAGUGCAUCUGGGUGAUACGUGUGGCUGAGAAGUUCCACAUAGAACUGGUGGUCCCAAGCCUGAAAUUAGAGGACAUCUAUGGGUGCCCUUAUGACUUUAUGGAAGUGUUCGAUGGACGGCAAGUUGCCUCACUCUCCAUGGGCAGAUUCUGUGCUGGGACAGAGCUCUCGUUCCUCUCCUCUUCAAACAUCAUGACUGUGGUGUUCAGAAGUGAUGCCAUGAUCACCAACACAGGGUUUUAUGCUCUGUACAACGCCAUUCAGCAAGAUGAAAGGGAGAACGGUGCAUCCCUGAGACUGGUGAACGGCAGCCACAGGUGUGAGGGCCGGGUGGAGGUCUUCUACAAUGGCACCUGGGGCACUCUGUGCGAUGACAGCUGGGACCUGACAGACGUCAGGGUGGUAUGCCAGCAGCUUGGCUGUGGUGAGGCCUUAUCAGCCCCAGCUCAGAGCUACUUUGAUGGAGGCACUGGCCACAUCAUGCUAGACGACGUUCAGUGCACAGGGAACGAAGCCAAGGUGUGGCAGUGCACACACAACGGGUGGUUCUCCCACAACUGUGGGCACCAUGAGGAUGCCAGUGCCAUCUGCUCAGAUGAAAACUUCCACUGUGGCGGUUUGCUCACAAAUAAUUCGGGCUCCUUCUCCAGCCCUUGGUAUCCUAAGAAAUACCCUAUAAAUGUGGUGUGUGCCUGGGUCAUCCACGUGGACGCCAGGGCUCAUGUCAAGCUCACAUUUGAAGUGGUGAAGUUGGAGAACUUCUACGGCUGUCCGUACGACUUCGUUGAAGUCUUUGACGGCCCGCAGAGUGAAUCUUUUUCUCUGGGGAGGUUCUGUUCUGGUACAACCCCAACAUUCACCUCCUCCUCAAAUCGCUUGACGGUGGUCUUCCACAGUGACGCAAUCAUCACCAACAUGGGCUUUUAUGCAUCCUAUGAGUCCAUUGUGCAAGACGAGAUCAAUACUGAUUUGGCCCUCAGGCUGGCCGGCGGCAGCCACCGGUGCGAGGGCCGCGUGGAGCUGCACUACAAUGGCACUUGGGGGACGGUGUGUGAUGACAGCUGGGACCUGCGUGACGCCCAGGUGGUGUGUGGGCAGCUGUCCUGUGGCAGGGCAGUGUCGGCCCCCAGCAGGGCACAUUUCCGCCAAGGCUUGGGCCCCAUUGCCCUGGACGACGUGAAGUGUAGGGGGACAGAAGCCAGGCUGUGGCAGUGCCUGCACCGUGGCUGGUUCUCCCACAACUGUGGCCACCACGAAGAUGCUGGCGUCGUCUGCUCAGCCUUGCCCUUCGAGCGGGAGGGGCAGCCAGGCACGACCGCUCUGUGCGCUCCCCGGAGCAUCCGCACAUCCGCCCCUGGUGCGACUGGCGGCUGGGAGGAGCAGGUGGUGAGCCGGCAGCUGGGCUGCAGGCCGGCCCUGGCGGUCCUGAGGGGCAGUCUGUUUGGUGGCAGCUUGGGCCCCAUCCUCCUAGACACUGUGCAAUACCUGCCCCUGCGCCUGGCGGAUGGGCGCAGCCGCUGCGAGGGCCGGGUUGAGGUCCGCCACGAGGGCGUGUGGGGCACAGUGUGCGACGACCACUGGGACAUCAGGGAUGCUCGUGUCGUGUGCCGGCUGCUGGGUUGCGGCCGAGCUCUCGCAGCCCCAGGGCGCGGCCGCUUCGGCCCGGGCUCGGGCCCCAUCCUGCUGGACGACAUGCGCUGCUCGGGCACCGAAGACGCACUGGACCACUGCGGCCACUCCAGCUGGGCGCGGCACAACUGCCGGCACCAGGAGGACGCGGGCGUGAUCUGCGCAGCCCAGCUCUCCUGCCUGCCUCAUCUCUUCCGAGUCGCCAUUGACCGAGGCUAUCUCCGGAGGCUGGGCUACUCCUCUUGGGACAUCCACUUAAAUGAUGAGCUGUGCCGCCCCCAAGUCACCGGGCGCUACCUGAUCUUCAACAUCCCCUACGGUCGCUGUGGCACCGUCAGACAGACUGGGCCUGAGGCCUCCGGCUUCCUGCUCAUCGUCGAGCUGGCGCCGAGCAGGGCUGUGAGGGAGAGGCCUCUGCGCCUGCAGAAAGGCGUCUGUCAAGCCCUGGCCAGCAGCUCUCCCCUCUCGUCCUCCCAGGAAGGGCUCGGCUCCCUCAGCUACUCCAACUCCGUCAGAGGCCGAAUCCAGGGCCACCUCGGCCGAGUCUUCGUGAGGCAUAGGGUACCUCAGCUCAAGUUCACCUGCAGGGUGGAUGGCCUGUCUGCAGCUGAAGUCACUCCUGGGGCUCAGGUCCCCAGGGAGAACGCUGGCUAUGACGUGUCCAUAUCCUUCCUUGAGUUGCCCACGUCCCAGCAUGUGAGGAACCCGGGGCCACACUACGCCAGCCCGAAGAAAGCGGUCUUCCUUCAGGCCACACUCCACAGCCCCAACCCCACCCUGAGGCUCUUCGUGGAUACCUGCGUGGCUUCUCCAGAUCCCCAUGAUUUUACGACCAUCAAGUACGAUUUGAUCCGGCGAGGGUGCAUCAAAGACAAUACCUAUAUCAACCUGCACUCCCAACAGAAGAACACAGCCCAGUUCAAGUUCAACACCUUCAACUUUCUGAGCAACUAUGAUGUGGUCUACCUGCAGUGUGAGGUCGCUGUGUGCAAAGUGGGGGACCACUCCUCCCGCUGCUCCCAGGGCUGUGUAGAAUGGAGUAAGAGGGAUGCAGGCCGUGUGGUGACCCCAGAAGAACAGACUGAGCAUUUCCAAGUGGUGCUAUCAUCUCUGCGCAGUAACCGGGGCCUCCCCAACACCCCCAUGUCAAGUGGAGACCAGAACCAUUGUUCAGGCUGCCAGGAGUGUGGGUGGCUGAUGGCUCUCAGCCCCAAGACUCUGUGGGGAUUCCCUCAGCUCAAGGCAGCUGCCUUGGCCACGUUUGCAGCCUUCAACCAAUGGUUGGUGGAUAGAGGGCUCGAGGCUAGGCCCAUGCCCCAGGAACCCUUCGGCACACAAACCUCUCCACCAGAGGUUGUCUCCCAGGACCCAGCCCACGACGGUCAGUACCAGGCGUGGUCCGAGGAAGCAAAUUCAGAAACAGGACUUGGGGGCUGCCCGGGGGGACUCAUCACCAGCAGCAAGUGGUACAGAGGCAGCCCCUGA